Molecule: messenger RNA, 2951 nt
Organism: Papaver somniferum (opium poppy)
Lineage: Eukaryota; Viridiplantae; Streptophyta; Magnoliopsida; Ranunculales; Papaveraceae
Product: protein FAR1-RELATED SEQUENCE 5-like
Exons: 2
Coding region: 375-2717 (780 amino acids)
Biological process (GO): regulation of DNA-templated transcription
Molecular function (GO): zinc ion binding
Source: RefSeq, a predicted model, not a curated record
AUGGUUCUUCACUUUUUCUCUCACUCCUUCCCUGCACUCCCCUCCAAAUGAAUAAGCUUUCUCUCUUCGAAUCCUUUUUUCACAACUUCAACAAACCCUGAAAGAAGGUUUUACGGUUCAGUUGAUUCUCUUGUUACUAGACACACACACACACACCAUCAUAGCGCUGGCUGGAAGUUUCUUUCAAUUUCUACUUUUGGGUCAGUUUCAUUUUCUUCAACUUUCUCUCUGAACUUGUGUAUUAAAGCUUCAAUUUUAUCUUCCCAACUUUAUUCAAACUCAUACGAUUAAUAGAAUAAGUAAAUUUGUUUACAAAUGAGAUAACAGUAUUAGUAUAAGUAUUCAUUACGAAACCCUAAACACCCACUUUAGUUAUGGAGUUUGAACCAUUGAAUAACAUGGAUAUGGAGUUCGACAUUGGUUCCGGUGAAGAAAAUGAUGAUCUUGACAUUAGUAAUAAUGGUAUAGACCUUGAACAGGAUGUAGAUUAUGAUAAUGGUGAAUUUCUUGAUGGUGGAGAUUUAUUUGGGGAUAUUGUACCUGUUACUACUGAUACGGAUGCUGAUCUUGAACCGUAUGAGGGCAUGGAAUUUGAAUCAGAAGAAGCUGCUCGUAUUUGUUACAACUCUUAUGCGCGUAGAGUCGGAUUCAGUACCCGUGUUAGUACUUACCAUAGGUCACGUCACGAUGAUGCUAUUAUUUGUCGUCAGAUUGUGUGUUCGAGGCAAGGUUUUCAUCAAGGGCGUGACCGGAAUAGUAAGCGCAAACAGAAACGUCCACGAGCUGUUGCCAGAGUUGGUUGCAAAGCAAUGAUUAUGGUGAAGAAAAAGGAUACGGGGAAAUGGAUCGUUUCUAAAAUUACAAAAGAGCAUAAUCAUGAACUCGUGCCACAUGAUAAAGUGCAUAGCCUCCGAUCGCAUAAACACAUUUCAGGGUCUGCACGGAGCUUGAUUGAUACUCUCCAAGCGGCUGGCAUAGGACCAAGUGGGGUGAUGUCAGUGUUGAUAAAGGAAUCUGGUGGAGUUGAUAAUGUCGGGUUUUCUACUGUGGAUUACCGAAAUUACCUUACUAGCAGGCAGAGACAUUUUGGUGGUGGAGCUCAGCAGGUAUUGGACUACCUAAAGCAGAUGCAAGCUGAGGAUCCUACAUUCUUUUACGAAAUCCAAGGCGACAGUGAUCACUCGGCCGGGAACAUAUUCUGGACUGAUGCCACUUGUAGGAUGAACUAUAACUGCUUUGGAGACACCGUUAUAUUUGACACAGUGUAUAGAACCAAUAGGUACAGGGUCCCAUUUGCUCCGUUCACUGGGUGGAACCAUCAUGGACAACCUGUGUUAUUUGGCUGGGCAUUACUUCUCAACGAGUCUGAAUCAUCUUUCAUCUGGUUAUUUCAGACCUGGCUUGCACAAAUGUCAGGACGUCAUCCUAUCUCAAUCACAACCGACCAAGAUAGAGUCAUAGAGGCAGCUGUCACUCAUGUAUUCCCAGAUACUCGACACCGUUUCUGUAAGUGGAAUAUAUUCAGAGAGGCCCAAGAUAAGUUAUCUGGUGUUUGCCAAUCACACCCAAAUUUUGAAAUCGAGUUCCGCAAGUGCAUCAACACAACCGAGUCCAUUGAAGAGUUUGAGUCAUCCUGGCAGUUACUUCUUCAGAGAUAUGAUCUUAUGGAAAACGAAUGGCUUCAAUCGAUGUACAAUGCUCGACUGCAAUGGGUCCCAGUGUAUCUGUGUGACACAUUCUUCGCAGAGAUGUCUGUGACGCAAGGGAGUGACAGUAUAAACUCUUUUUUCGAUGGGUAUGUGAAUGCAUCAACCACUGUUCAGGUGCUUGUCAAACAGUAUGAAAAAGCUAUUGCAAGUAGACAUGAGAAGGAAGUAAAGGCAGAUUACGAUACAUUGAAUACCGCACCAGUACUCAAGACCCCUUCUCCCAUGGAAAAACAAGCUGCAAACAUUUAUACAAGGAGAAUAUUUAUAAAAUUCCAAGAAGAAUUGGUUGAAACUCUUGCUAGUACUGCAACGAAAAUUGAGGACUCUGGGACAGUCACGGUAUGUAGGGUGGUGAAAUUUGGGGAGGAGCACAAGGCUUACAUUGUCCGAUUCCAUGUUUUUGAAAUGCUAGCAAACUGUAGCUGUCAAAUGUUAGAGUUUUCUGGCAUUCUGUGUAAGCACAUAUUAGCUGUAUUUAGAGUCACAAACGUCUUAACGCUACCUUCUCAUUAUGUCUUGAGACGCUGGACAAGAAAUGCAAAGAGCGGGGUUGUGGUGGACGACCAUGCCCUUGAAUUGCAGAGUACUUCCAAGGAGUCCUCGAUAGAUCGAUUUAACAAUCUGCGACACGAAGUGAUUAAAUAUGUAGAUGAAGGGGCAAAAUCUUCACAGACUUAUAAUGUGGCAAUGGAUGCUCUGAAAGAGGCUAUAAAGAAGGUCAAAACUUCCAAGAAGCAUGGUUCUGGAGCAGCACCGUUAGGAAAUCUGCCCAAUGGAAGCAACGGAGAAGUGUGUUCAGCCGAGGGGAACAGAUUGGGCCAGCUUCAAUCUUGCUCUGCGGAUGAAAAGGAGAAGAAAAUAGAAGAGUUGGUAAAUGAGCUGGAGUGUGCAAAUGAAAGGUGUGAAGUAUAUCGAGAAAAUCUGUUAGCAGUGUUGAAAGAUAUGGAGGAGCAGAAAUUGAAGUUAUCAGUGAAAGUCCAAAAUGUGAGGCUCAGCUUGAAAGAUUAGAGGAAGUAUUUCUGAUUUAAAUGAAAUAUGGUAGGUGGGAGCAUUAUAUUAACCCUGUUAGGGUGGUAAUGGGUCUGUAGAGUUUUCCUCUAUUCUUUUUCCUUAAUCUUUGUACACAAUUAGGUAAUUCACUCCAACAAAGGUGGUUCCUAUGUUACAUGGGUUUUCAUCUUGAUUGUAACCUCGUUAUAUCUCUCUGUGAUGAGAAUGAAAGAGUGAUAAGAGGGUUUGUAA